Gossypium raimondii (Peruvian cotton) is the source of this 1497-nucleotide messenger RNA. RefSeq names its product putative RING-H2 finger protein ATL21B. The record is from RefSeq and is a predicted model, not a curated record. The transcript is spliced from 2 exons. Bases 140 to 1318 code for a protein of 392 amino acids. Gene Ontology annotation, molecular function: polysaccharide binding. Lineage: Eukaryota; Viridiplantae; Streptophyta; Magnoliopsida; Malvales; Malvaceae.
CAUCUCCCUACGGUUUUUUUUUUUUUUUUGCUCAAUUAACUUCAAAACUACUCUUUGUACGUAGUCCUUGCGUUUCAAAGGAAUAACAAUUUUUUUACUCUGUUUUUCUUUUGUAAUUAUGGUGAAAAUUUCUUGAUUCAUGGCCCCUUUAAAGUUCUUCUUCUUCUUAGUCUUCCUCCCCUUUUUACUUUUUCAACCAAUGUUCACAGUCGAUGAUUUCUGCCCCGCAGUUUUUUGCGACGAUAUAUUAGUUUCCUUCCCUUUCCGGCUCUCAUAUCAACCCUAUUGCUGCGGCGAUCCCAACUUCAACCUCGCAUGCAGAAGCACAGACCAAACCAUCAUCAAUUUCCCAUUUUCCGGCGAGUUUACGGUCGAUGUCAUCAGUUAUUCGCCUCGUUAUUUACAGUUAAGUCAGUAUUGCAUCCCGGAACGUCUCCUCCAGGGACUCGAUCUAUCUGCUACGCCUUUCAAGCCAUUGUACCCUGAAAGCUACACAUUUCUCAACUGUUCCUCUGAAACCAAUGUGUCAAUGGUCUAUCCUGCAAUUAAGUUUAUUUGUCUUAGUGAUUUAAACUUUUCGAUUUGGGGUAUACCCACAAUCGCUUAUAAUCAAUCUUCUUCGUUGAGUUCAUGUCUAGAGAUAGCAAAGAUUUUGGUCCCCCUUCCUAGUCCAAAUUGGCCCACGUACGGUUUUGAUGAUAUUGUGUUAACAUGGGAACAGCCCGAUUGCCAGUCGGCACCAUGUAAUUACUGUGGAAGCAGUGAAAGUAAUUGCCAGAACGGAAAUGGUGACGGUGUCGAUGGUGAAUGCUCUAAUCUCCACAAGAAGAAAAAAGGUCUUUCAACCAGUACCAAAUAUGCCUUGAUUUUCAUCGUAACACCCAUCAUCUUGAUUUUGGUGUUGAUUAUUAUUUGCAAUGUUAGAGUCCAUUGCUAUGAUGGCCGCCGCGGCCUCCACCACAGGCCAAAUGCUGAAAUCUCCAGCUUCAUUGCAGAGCCGCCAGUAGCUCCUAAUCCAAUUACUGUAAAUGGUCUCGAUGGUUCAAGCAUCGAAGCCUAUCCCAUUACUUUACUUGAUGAAAACUUCAAGCUUCCAAGGCCUAAUGACAAUACUUGUUCAAUAUGCCUAUCGGAGUAUGAAGCCAAAGAGACAAUAAGAACCAUACCUGAUUGCACUCACUACUUUCAUGCUAAUUGCAUCGAUGAGUGGCUUAAGUUAAAUGCAGCUUGCCCUGUUUGUCGCAAUACACCGGACCAUGACCCCGCUAGUCUGAUAACCCGUUCCACAUCAUCCUCUCCAUCGAGACCACCGCAAUAGUUGAUUAAGUAUUUAGCCUUUUUUUGGGUUAUAGUAUGUUUGUAUUAUCCAUGGUGCUAUAAUCUUCGUUACAUGAGUUUAUUUUUUUGACAUGCUUGAGGGCUAAUCUAGCUCUUCCCACAGGUUCAUUUUUCUACCUUUCUCGACUCAUUAAAAUUCCAAAUUAACCAAGUUUUUCA